AUUUUCUUUGUUAAGUUUCUUUGAUAAAAUGAAUCAAUAAGGUAUUGUGACGUUAUUGUGUAUACCAGAUUAAAAUAGCUGGCAUUAUUAUUACUGAUCGGUAAAAUUCCAUAUUUUGUAAAAAUAAAAAGGUAAGGAAGGUUAAGAAUUUAUGAAAAAAAAUUCAUUCAUAUCCGUUAUUUCGGAUGAAAAAAAAGAAGAAAACAGAGGGUCUGUUGAAUUUCAAGUAUUCUGUUUUACCAAUAAGAUACGAAGACUUACUUCACAUUUGGAAUUGCACAAAAAAGACUAUUCAUCUCAGAGAGGACUACGAAAAAUUCUGGGAAAACGCCAACGACUACUGGCUUAUUUGUCAAAGAAAAAUGUAGUACGUUAUAAAGAAUUAAUAAGUCAAUUGAACAUUCGAGAACUAAAAACACGUUAAUUUGAAGAGUCGUUUUGAAUUAUUUGAUUUAUUAGAUCUUGAAUUUUGAUGAACUUCUUUUUUUUUCAGCAAUUCAUGGAAAAAUGAAUUCGUGUAAAGAAUGAAUCGGGGAAAAACCUAUGACUGUACCAACUUCCAGAAAAGACCUCAUGAUAGUCAAUAUGGGCCCUCACCAUCCAUCAAUGCAUGGCGUUCUCCGACUCAUCGUUACUUUAGACGGUGAAGAUGUUAUUGACUGUGAACCAAUAGUGGGUUAUUUACACAGGGGUAUGGAAAAAAUUGCGGAAAACCGAACAAUUAUACAAUAUCUUCCUUAUGUGACACGUUGGGAUUAUUUAGCUACUAUGUUCACAGAAGCAAUCACUGUAAACGGACCGGAACAGUUGGGAAAUAUUCAAGUACCUAAAAGAGCUAGCUAUAUCCGAGUAAUUAUGUUGGAAUUAAGUCGUAUAGCUUCUCAUUUGUUAUGGCUCGGCCCUUUUAUGGCGGAUAUUGGCGCGCAGACCCCUUUCUUCUAUAUUUUCAGAGAAAGAGAAUUGAUAUAUGAUUUAUUCGAAGCUGCUACCGGUAUGAGAAUGAUGCAUAAUUAUUUUCGUAUUGGAGGAGUAGCUGCCGAUCUACCUUAUGGAUGGAUAGAUAAAUGUUUAGAUUUUGAUUAUUUUUUAAUAGGACUUACUGAAUACCAAAAACUUAUUACGCGAAAUCCUAUUUUUUUAGAACGAGUUGAGAACGUAGGCAUUAUUGGUGGAGAAGAAGCACUAAAUUGGGGUUUAUCAGGGCCAAUGCUACGAGCUUCGGGAAUAGAAUGGGAUCUUCGUAAAGUUGAUCAUUAUGAGUGUUACGACGAAUUUGAUUGGGAGGUCCAAUGGCAAAAAGAAGGAGAUUCAUUAGCUCGUUAUUUAAUACGAAUUGGUGAAAUGGCAGAAUCCAUAAAAAUUAUUCAACAAGCUCUAGAAGGAAUUCCAGGGGGUCCCUAUGAGAAUUUAGAAAUCCGACGCUUUAAUAGAAAAAAAUAUCCUGAAUGGAAUGAUUUUGAAUAUCGAUUCAUUAGUAAAAAGCCAUCUCCGGCUUUUGAAUUGUCGAAACAAGAACUUUAUGUAAGAGCUGAAGCCCCAAAGGGAGAAUUAGGAAUAUUUUUAUGGAAAAUCCGCCCCCCGGGUUUUAUCAAUUUGCAAAUUCUUCCUCAAUUAGUUAAAAAAAUGAAAUUGGCUGAUAUUAUGACGAUACUAGGUAGCAUAGAUAUCAUUAUGGGAGAAGUUGAUCGUUGAAAUGAUAAUUAAUACAACAGAAGUACAAGCUAUCAAUUCUUUUUCCAGAUUGGAAUCCUUAAAAGAGGUUUAUGGGACUAUAUGGAUGCUUUUCCCUAUUUUGAUUCUCGUAUUGGGAAUCACAAUAGGUGUACUAGUAAUUGUGUGGUUAGAAAGAACAAUAUCCGCGAGUAUACAACAACGUAUUGGACCUGAAUAUGCCGGCCCUUUGGGAAUUCUUCAAGCUCUAGCGGACGGAACAAAAACUACUUUUUAAAGAGAAUCUUAUUCCAUCUAGAGGGGAUACAUAUUUAUUUAGUAUCGGACCUUCUAUAGCAGUCAUAUCAAUUCUACUAAGUUAUUUAGUAAUUCCUUUUAGUUCUCACCUUGUUCUAGCCGAUCUCAGUAUUGGCGUUUUUUUAUGGAUCGCUAUUUCAAGCAUUGCUCCCAUUGGACUUCUUAUGUCAGGAUAUGGAUCAAAUAAUAAAUAUUCCUUUUUAGGUGGGCUACGGGCUGCUGCCCAAUCAAUUAGUUAUGAAAUACCAUUAACUCUAUGUGUGUUAUCAAUAUCUCUACGUGUGAUUCGUUGAGACAUAGGUCUUCACCCUCACCCCAUUCAUUUCUUUUUAGGUUUCUAAGAAUAAAAAUGAAAUGUAUUGAAUAGCAUCUUUUUUUUUAUUCACUGAUCGGAUUGAUAAACUAAACUAGAUAGUUAGAUGAGUGAAAAAAAACAGCUUCGAAAUUCGCAGUAAAAAAGAGAAUCUCAUUGCCUAUGUACAAGGGUUAAACGAAAAUAAACAUAAGGAGUCAAGGUUGUUUGUUUCCCCCAAGAUUGGAUAAUUAGUCCUCAUAACUUGAAGCGGGUUGAAAAGAACAAUUCUAUGGAGUUUUGACUAUCUUUUUUUUUAUAUGUAUUACCAUACAUGACAUUAAUUACCAUAGAGAUUGAACAAAAAUGAGUGGAUGAUUAGGAACACCAAAGUACACAAAGGAUUUGUAAUAGAGAUUAUGUAAGUUAUCCGAAGAGAUAUUUUUACAUAAAAGAAAUACUAAUUGAGGCUUUAAAUUGGUAGAAAUGAUCAAGCAGUACUCCCACAAAUUCCGAUCCAGAGUAUGCUCCUAUCCACCGAUUAAGUGAAUGACUAUCAGGAACGAAGUAAUCUUUUACUUUUUUAUUUUAAGCCUAAAUAAAAGAAAUAAGAGGGACGAAAAAAAAUAGCUAAUGUUAAUAUAAAAAUAUAUAGAAA
This is a messenger RNA of Beta vulgaris subsp. vulgaris (sugar beet), 2918 nucleotides long. RefSeq names its product NAD(P)H-quinone oxidoreductase subunit H, chloroplastic. Lineage: Eukaryota; Viridiplantae; Streptophyta; Magnoliopsida; Caryophyllales; Amaranthaceae. Gene Ontology annotation, molecular function: NADH dehydrogenase (ubiquinone) activity; quinone binding; NAD binding. The record is from RefSeq and is a predicted model, not a curated record.